Pogona vitticeps (central bearded dragon) is the source of this 5782-nucleotide messenger RNA. The record is from RefSeq and is a predicted model, not a curated record. NCBI's taxonomy places the organism in Eukaryota, Metazoa, Chordata, Lepidosauria, Squamata, Agamidae.
UUCGGUGCCAUUAAAAGCUGAAAGUGGCAUCUUUAAUUGGAGGACUACGCAACAUGGUUUGUGAGAUACAGAUCUUUGCUCACUGUUUUUGUUUGUUUUUGUUACCAAGCAGCACUUUCGGUGUCAUCAAGUGUUGUAAAUUACCGUCCUAAUUUGUCGUGAUUUGUUUGUUCUUCCUGUAACUUAUAUCGGAAGGAAACCGAUGACUUAACAGAAUUAACAUCUCUGCAAGGUGAUCUGUGUCGAAUUGUAAUUCCCCCAACUUCAUACGUAGCUGUGUCUUUAAAAUCGAAGUUUCCUUUUUGACGGCAGUAAAAAAAAGGAACCAGUCUCCUAGUUGCCUUUAAUUUCCUUUUCGGUAGCAGUUAAAGGGGAAGUGUCUAUUAGGGAAGAGAAUGGGCAGAAAGAAGAGGAGGAGGAGGGGGAGGGGAGAGUUCUCCAAUUGCUCCUUCCCUGUUUGAAGGAAGCCGAAAGUUGAAAAAGGACCGGUGGGGCAGUGAAAUUUUCUUGAUGUCAAACUGGAUGGAACAGGUACAGUUGAGGAUCGAUUCUGGAGGACGAAAAUGGACCGUGGGGUUGAGGUCUGGAUGCAAUCCUCCCAUGCUCCGGCGAUGAGUCUGGACUUGCAUCCCAAGGGAAGAUGCUGUGAGCUGGAGCUGCCGAUGGAUGUCCAAUUGGUUACGGUGAAGGAAGAGUCAGGGCCGGUCACACCUGCUGUCUGCCACCUGUGCCAGGAGGACCUGCCACUCAUUGAUGGUCCCCAAGGACAGGUUCCACAAUGCCAGAGGUGCAAAAGCUUCCCUUUAGAGUCUCAGAGUUGGUUGCCUGGCAACCCAGAUAUCCUGGUCCAUCUCUCUGAGAGGCCCUACUGCUGUUCUUUCUGUCCCAAACGCUUUAAGAGGGCCUCAGAUCGGCGUGACCAUGAGCGAGUGCAUACAGGUGAAAGACCAUAUGGUUGUGGCAUCUGUGGCAAGCGGUUUACUCAGAGUUCGGUGUUAUCUGGCCACAUGCGUAUUCACACUGGGGAGCGUCCCUUCCACUGUGGAGUCUGUCUGAAGUCUUUCAACAACGGCUCAAACUUCCGCAAGCACCAACGCAUCCAUGGCCAUCCACUUGGUUGCAAUGACAAGGGAAAUCAUGGGAAAGACACUGACUUUCUUCCUGGGAAAAAACAAAAUCAAGUGGCAGAGGGACAAAAUGGCUGCCAUCUACAUGGCAACAUUUUCUGUAGGCAAAAUGGCCGCCCAGUUGCCAAAGAACCGAAGCCCAGUGAGAACCAAAGAAGUCAAGACUCUAAAAGGAGGCCGAAUAGUCCUUGUGGGGAUAGAAUACACCAAGAUGGUAGCUGCAGUAAUGGCUUAAGACAUCAUUGUGAUAAUGCAGAACAUUUUAAAAGAAUGGACCUAAAGUGGAAUCAUGCUAAUUGCUGUGAUGACCUUCAUGUGAGGCAAAGUAGUCAUGGAAGUAUCAAUGUUAAGGAUCUGAAGCAGGCAGUAAAUUGUGAAGGACAUGUUGGUAGCCUGGGAAAAAAUGACUGCUUUUUUGGCCCAGAGAUUUUUGGAAAUGGUCACUGCUUUCGACGAGUGAAGUAUGUGAGUGGUGAAUAUUACACUAAAGUCCGGAGGCAAAAUAGGGUAGGGGAAAGCCACACUGAGGGAGAAAUGAAGCAACCUGUUGAAAGUCAGGAUAGAAAGUUACAACUGGAUGAUAACAGCUAUGGGAAAGGUCAUUUGCUAGUUGGUGGCAAUGGGACCUCUAUUCACAAACAGAGUCAGGAGGGUAGAGUCAAGGGCUAUUUAGUAAGGAGGCCUAAUGGAGGUUUAUUCAAAGGGUUGAAGCAAAACAGCAAGGAAAGUGUUGGUUCCCAUCUGAGGCAGAAUGAUAGAGAAGGAAGCCCUUUCAGUGGACUGAAUCCAGGCACCUUAGAAGUGAGACAAAAUGGCAGUCUCAGAGAUGCUGCCAAUGGCCUGAGACAGAAUGGCACCACUUACUUGGGAGAGGUGAGGCAAGAUAGCAGCACCAGCAAGGAGAAGGAGGUGGAGUUUCAAGCAAGCGUUCCAGAGAAGAUGAACAAUUUCCAGCCAAAAAUGUCUUCCUUGACUUGCCCAGAAGGAAGUACUGUUUUAGCUUGGAAACGGCCCAGUAUGGGUAUAAUGAAAGAAAAGGUUGAAUUGGAAGGAUGUUCUCCCUUAGACUUGCCUACCAAUGUAUCUCUCUGGGAACUGGAGACCCCUGAGCCAUAUUCCUUGCCUUACAAUAUUUCUAUGUCCCCUAGACACCACUCCUUGCAGGACCAGUUUGGAAGUAUCUCUCAAGACUGGGAAGAAGUGAACCCAACACCAUGCUUUCCUUUCCAUGAACCUGAGCCCUGGGAUCAGCAUUCCCCCUCAGCGGCUGAUUCUAAGCCCUUCCUGUGCUUUGCAUGCCCCAAGCAGUUUCGUCGUGCCACAGAUCUGAAGGAGCAUUUGCGGGUGCACACAGGAGAAAGGCCCUUUGGCUGUGGGGUAUGUGGAAAGCGGUUCACUCAGAGCUCAGCCUUAACCACUCACCGGAGACUGCACACUGGGGAAAAGCCCUUUGAAUGUGGUGUGUGCUGCCGACGUUUCAAUAAUUCUUCCAACUUUGCCAAGCAUCGCCGGCUUCAUGGGCAAGAGGGUGUGAGACGUGGUGGUAAAGUAGCAGAGAAAGAACAAUGGUGUGUCAAACCACAUUAAUUUUUUCCCCCUAGGAAGAAUUCCUUCUUUGUGAGAUGAAAAACUGUAAAUAUGGGCUAAGCUCAGGAUACUAUUCCACUACUGAUUGCUGAAUUCAGUGUCUUGGCCUUGUUUAGAAAACAGCAUGUUUCUAUACUCUGUGUGGUCUGGUGUUUCAUGAGGAAGCCUCAGAUUCAUGUGCUCCUUUCUUGUCCAGCUUUUCCUGGUUCUUGUCAAAGACUGAAAACCAUACUUGGAGACCAUACAGAAUCACUGUUUCAGCUUCCAGUUUGUGGGUAGACGAUGGUUUGUACUAUUUGUUGUUUGCCAAGAACCAAGGAAGUAUGGGAGAAAUGUGGAGCUUGCAGGAAGAGAAGGAAGUAGGAAAGUCUGAGAUGCAUUUGUGUAACACGAGUUCAUGAUGUGCAGGAUGUUUGAAUUGAGCCAUAACCUUUGCAGAGAGAAUGCUGUUGUUGUUUGCUUUGGAUUGCUUGUUAACCAAGUAAGUUCUUUUUCAGCUUGGUAUUACAUCUGAACGAAGCCAACAAGGAGAGACCUGCAAACAUAUGGCUAGAUACCCGGUAGAUACCUAGUAGGGUUACUACUAAAAAAGGGCACAACAUGAAGUUGAGCAGAAUGUUGAGGUCAAAAUCCUGUUGGGAAAAGCUAUGUGCAUAAAGGUGGCUGUACAAGUGGUUUACUCCAUUUAGUAGUCUGUUGUGUGACCAGCUGCACAUUGGAUAUGAAAUCAGUCAUGGAAAGGACAGCCUGUCAAAGGAAAAGAAACUUCUCACAGUUUUUGCACAGUUUUUCCCAACAGGCUUCUGGCUCUAGUGGUCAGUCUUAAAUAGAUGUUUAGAAAAUUGUGCUCUUAGAUACCAAGACUUGGCUUUGUUCACACAGAAUUGGUUCUUCUUAACAGACUAUGCAUAGGUGUCUACACCCUAUCCACCACUAACAGAAUAAAAAUAUCAUAAGCAAGUUACCAACACAUCUGUCUAAUGUGUAUAAUUUCCCAGUUGUUAGACGUUAGGUAGUUUUCGCUUCAGUACUGCACUUGCUUACCUUAGUAUGAAUUACUUGGUUAGAUCUGUAUAGGAUCGUGUUCUACUCUGUACUAUUGCCACAGAGCUGGAUCUUUUUAACAGUAUAUGCAUAGUAUAACUUGUUGCAGCCACUCUCCACAGGUUUUAACUGUCCCCAUCCCUCCCCUGCUGUAAAAUUUUUAUUUUUUUCUUUGAAAUCCAUUUUGCAGAAUUGAAUACUUAUGUUCUGUCAAGUUAAUUCCAACUUAUAGUUUUCUGGGUAGAAAGUACUCAGAACUGGUUUACCAGACCCUCCUUUGGUUGGCAUUUUGGGACCCUGCAGCUUGCACAAGGCCACACAGGUGGCACCCACAGACACUCCAGGUGUUCUUAUCAAGGCCUCUCCGAUGGGACACAGAGGUGAUUUGAGCAUCUGGUCCCCAGAUGGUCUAACCCACUGAGUUAUACAUUAGUCUCGUUUAGUGGAGGCUGUAGUAAAGAAAAAAAAUAUUCUGGACAAAAUCUCAAUGUUUUUGAUAAACUUCCCCGCAGAUUCUAGUGAAGUUUGUUAUAAGCCUAAGGAGGAAAUUUUGUAGAAAUCAUAUUACAUGAACCACAUAAACUCUCUAAAGCUAAUUUGUUUUACUAAUGUAUUUCCAUUAAACAGCCUAAGUAUCCCACUGACAUCUACUUUUCAUCCUGUUUAUAAAUUUUGGCACAAGACAGGUGUAAAUGAUAACAAGUAGAUUUGAGCCGGAUGCUUAAGUUGUUUAGUCGAAAUAUAAAAAUACCCUUAUGUAACUUCUAGGUUUUGGUUUCUUAGAUUUAAGCAUUUUCUUAUUGGCAUUUCUCUUUGUAUAUUUUUUAAAAUAUAAACUGUUCAAGAGCUGUAUGGUUUUCUCCAGAAGGGGAUUUUCUUGAACAUUUUCAUAUACAGCAUAAAUGGAUAUUGCUAGGGAAUCUGGGUUUUCAGAACACUGCUUCACACCUCUGGCUUCAAUCUGCAUUUUCAUCCUCCCCCCCCCAGUACCUUGUUAUUUAGAUGCAUGGUCUAUUGGCAAAGGAAGAUCAACAGGUAGAUACUUUUAAAAUGGAUCAUCACAUAAAUUUCUGUUCUGCAUGGGAACAAGCUAUGCAAGGGAACUAUAUAAUGAGAAUUUAUAUUAAUCCCAUCCUCCAGGGAUGGAGUUUGAGUAAAGAACCAAGAACCAAACACAAUGGCUGUGUUCUAUGUAUUGCUACCCUCCUCCAGUUGCCCAGAGUACACCAAAAAGAACAAAGGAAAAGUUAGCUCAGCAGUGGAGCAUAGGCUUAGUCAGCACAAAGUCUUGAGUUUUACCAAAGGCAUCUCCAGUUACAUAGAUGCACGGGAGUUACUGCCAGUCACAGCAGGGCAUUGGACUAAAUCUGUGGCAAUCAAAAUGUGGCUCUGCAAAUGUUGUUGGACUACAGCUCUCAUCAUCUCUAGCCAAUGGGGAAGAAUACAUAGAGUUGCAGUUCAACGACAGGAGGGCUGCUGUUUGGCCAUCCCUGAGCCAAAUGGCCAAGUACUCCAGCCUGGCGUAAGUCCAUGUUCACUAUGACAUCAUGAAAUGGAGUGAAGACUUCUCAAAAAAAACCCUUCCUCUUCUCUGGUUGAAAAAACAUUGUUCCAGUAUUCACUGAUUGGCUGGUCUUGGAUUACAUAUGUUCCCUCCCCCUUAAUUUCUGAGAAGAACCAAACAACAAAGUAUUUGUCUUGCCAUGUAGAUUCUUUUCUCUGUGUUGUCUUAAAAUUUCAUGAGCAACAGUUGGAAAUUACAGUCUGAAAUUGUAACUGUGUGUUUUGAGUAUCUGCAAAAUUUUGCUUGUGCUGGUUCCAUGAGGUUAUUCCCAUUCCAGUUCCAACCACUUGGAUUACACCUUCACUCUGGUGUGCUUCAGAUUAUUGCUUCUAGGCUUGCCUCCCAACAUUUUCCUCCUUUUCUGCUAAUUAAAUUCCACCGUAUCUCUCCCAGAUUGUCCAUCUCUUAAUAUCUAAUAUGGCACAUAGUUAAACCAGGAACCUAGUGUUCUAGGUACUCA